Molecule: messenger RNA, 4552 nt
Organism: Toxoplasma gondii ME49
Lineage: Eukaryota; Apicomplexa; Conoidasida; Eucoccidiorida; Sarcocystidae
Exons: 4
Coding region: 1084-2910 (608 amino acids)
Source: RefSeq, a predicted model, not a curated record
AUUCAGACAGUUAUCAAAACUAAGUGCAUCAUGAACAUCGCGUGGUGAUGAAUUGGCAGAAUUCUGUGCGCUGGCUUUUGUGAGUAGGGUUCUGCUGUUGUCUCAUGUCAGUGACAGAGAUGGUUAAGGCGAUUCAAGCGCCCCUCAAUACCAGGUCGUAGACUGAGUCAGGACACCCGACCUCGAAUGUGAGGCCACCCUAGAUGGCAAGCCUCUACGUUAUUGUAGCAAAGCGGUGAUGUAACUGCGAACUCUUCUUUUCUUCUCCAAGUAGACGGAAUUUGUUUGAAAGACGUUUCCAUGUAAGCUGUAUUUUUGGUCUGCUUUGUGGCUCUCAGACAGACACAAGAGAAGGGGUCACCUUUGAAAAACAACGGAAUCCGGGGAAAGUCUGGAGAAUAGAGCCGCGAACGUAAGGUUGCUUUUCCACCAUGUUUGUCAGCUUCCACUUCACUGUAAGUCCCACACUUCUUUUCUCCUCGAUUGUGUUGAGUUAGAGAAUAUGUCAUUUCAAUCGAGUGGGGUAAAUGCGUGGCGUCCCCCGGUCGCUUGCUGGUCCGUGUGUUCUCUGCCUUGGUUUCUAGGCAGAGAGGUUAGAUAUCUACAGAACUAGUUUGAAGAGGAAGGACAGUGCAGUCGGUGGUGUGCUCUUUUCUUCCAUGCCAUCGCGUUGUGAUAAUUCCCUAGUUCUUUUCCCCCGACUUUUCUGCUCGCUGGCGCGUCACUUAACAAGCCAUGUUGUGAUUUCUUGCAUUUCUAUCUUUAGAAUACACAUGCUCGUUUUUGAGGAAGUGAAAGACACUACAAACAAUAGCCACUUGCUGUCAACAGUUUUCCACCGCACGCACGCAUCGACUUCAUUAUUUUUUAUUGUUGGGAAGUUGCAACCCCUCCCGGCGACACUGCUACAUCAUUCAUAGCGAUUGUUCACCUGCUACUAAGAUCGGGACACCAUAAAAGAGCUCCGAUCCGCAGCGGAUUUGUUCCUUCACCAUUUUCCAGUUUGGAAUCCAGUUUUUAUGAGCGAAGCCGCCUACUACCUGCACUGGUCGUCGUCUGCCCCGGCGAGGAAGAUUGUCUGCAAUGAGCUACAUCUGCUGUUUGUCGUCGCACGUGAAACCGGAAAAGGCGACUUUUGGCUCCUGCAAAAGAACACAGGACAGAUCAUCUACAACUCGCCUGAACCGUUACAGGAUGCCGACUUGCAGUCGUCAGAUGAACGUGGCGUCUCACGAAUUGCAGACCGUGGCAGAUUCUCUUUCCCACCCCGGCGCCUUAACGCGUGCAGCAGGCGGGAACUGUGCCUCCGAGGAGUUAGCCUCGAAGUAUGCGGGGAGCCAUUCUUCAUGGGCCUUGUCUUUACAGGAGAAAGCAUCUUCCAGUGAAACCAUAUCGCCAAAAGAGCCUUUGAAAAACUGCAGGAAAACAAGGCAUUUUUCACCCUGGUCCGGACACCAUGUCAAGUCUGACGCUACUGGAGGGCGUGUAUCUGCGAGCUCUCGGCCGAGCUUUGAAAAGGCGUUCGAAAACAAAGAAUGGAUACGUCUCUUUCGAAGCCGUCUCGAUUGUCUGCUGAGACACAACAGGCAGCACGAUCAAAGAAAAAGGCCGUCUUCGGUGUCAUCCACCAAAUCCACGUCUAGACAAAACAGCGAAGAGACAGAACCAGUUGGUCCGGCAAGCGUUUCCACCAACAUCCAGCCAUGUAACGAUAACGCUUAUAAUUCUGUUCACAUGGAUAAGGACGGCUUCGGUCUCGGAGGGGGAGAAAGGACUGAAGACCAUGAUACCAGUGAAGGCAAAAGGUGUUACCCGGGAAUUCCCGUUUUCAGAGGGGGAGAAGGAGAAUUACUACAGAAACAAAGGUCAUUUUUUAGCACUUCCGGUGUUCCUCUAGCCCCACCACACACGUGCAACCGGGAGAAUUUACCAGAGUAUGAAAGGGUCACAGUGGAAUCCCUGGAAAUGCAGCCUGUCGCCUUCAAUAAAGACAAGGAGGCCCGACCGCUUCAUCUGCAACUGCAAGGGAGGUUGUGCAUCCCUCCGUUGUUCAAGGCUGCAGCACUGUUUCGUGUGGAUACAAAUGUGCAGCUCCAUCAGCAGUUUCUUGGUGUUGAAGAAAAUGACAUCGUCUUCCAGCGGCUCCUCACCAACUACUUCGUUCAUAGACUUUCGUCCAAACUUCAGCAGGUCUCCCUUACGCUCAAGAUGAUUCCUCCUCAUUUGCCGCUGUUUCUGGGACCAGAGAACAAGCCUGCAUUGAGACUCUCUAAGCUUACAGGUGUCCAGAUUCUCUUGAUUGGAGCUUCAAUUGGGGAAUCGCAGAGAAAUACUCGUUACAUUGUCGAGCCUGCGGCGGCUGCCCAGUCCGCUAGACGAAGUGCCGCUGCACAGCUGUUUCCAAAAGAGAACGAGUUUCGUCAGGUCGAGUUGCGGGGACACAUUGACGCUGUUCUAGCCGCUUAUGCACAUCUUGCAUAUCGAUUGCAGCAUCCACUCAGAAAGGCAGUCGCAUUCUGCGUUUUAGUGGCCCUCAAACAAGGUCGUGAGGGAGCUAGAAGGAAACGUGAGAGCAGUGGCGUUGGCAUUAAGACAAAAAUACGUCCACUGAAUACAGAGGAGACUGGGAAUGAUUAUAAGGUGGAUCAAAGUCCGCAGGAAGAUAGGGUGAGGAAAACAAGCGUAGGUGGCAGCUCCCAUCCAUCUCCUGACUGCAGCAUGCCUGUGGGUCCAGAAUCAUCAUGUGAAGAUAAGCUUAUCGACCUCGUUUCCAAGCUUCUCAGUAUGCCUCCAGUCGCAUGUGAAUCUCCAGCGAUUGUGAGAGGCGUCGCCGUUGAAAGCGCCCCGACGUCGCCUCUCUGUAUUCCCCAAAUAGCUCGAGAUGAAGCUUGGGUACUGCCUCUUCCUUAAGUGACAAGGAAACGAGGAAAAUGCGUGCAAAACACCUGGAGAACCAUGAAAUCAAAAAUAAAAUAACAAGAAGGCCAUUACCGGUGGUAGCAACAUACUGUGGGGUCAAAAAUGCUCAUUCUUACAGAGGAAAGUGGAAAACUAAAGAUUCGAGGUAUAACUACGAGAAAUCGCGUGAACAAAAACAAGGGACACCUGGGUGUUUCCACAGCCGGAUCAGUGCGUGGACAGGCAGAGGGUGCCUGCACGUCCUUGUACUCAUCAUUCGUCGUCACACAGGCCACCCGAGGGACUGCAGAAAAAACGAAUCGUCGCUGUUUUGCCCUUGUGAAUUGAAUCGCUUUGAUUCCGCCAACAACGAACGAAGAAGUACUAUCGCAGUAAACCUGGUCACCUUUCUGGGAGCAGAAGGCCAUUUUAUAUGAGGCAAGGAACACUGCUGCGCUGCGCUCAAUGGGAGAAUCACAUAGAGAUCGUCACUUAGACAUAGCCUGUUCCAUUCAGUAUGGCGAGCGCUUUGCAGCUAAUCUGUCUGACCGCUGAGUUUCAGGUAGUUGCUUGGUGUGUGUAACGGUGAAGAGUGAAGCUUUUCGCCGUCCUGAACCUGUGAGUGCCCUUCCAUUCCUAGAACGUAUCAUAACUUGCUUUUUCUUUUUGCCUUGUCAAGCACAGUCGUCUCUUGUAAAAGGCCAGAGAGUCAAGACAAGGCUGCUAGAGACUGUGACGAAUCAAAACGUUGCGAACUGUUUGACGUUGUGAUUGGUCAACCGCUUUGUUGGCCUAGUUGCAAUCGAACGAUGUUACCGCGGGCCUGCGGUGCACUGCUGUCUCUUGGUUUCUGAUAUUUGCCUGAAAGUAUCCGUUUCACCUCACUUUUUGGAUAUUAUGAUGAAGGAUCACCUACCCUUCUUGGACUGCCGCCUGUCGCUUUGGAUAUGGUCACCUCUGCCUGUCUCAAAUGGCAUCCCUUGACGCUGUUUACAGUUAACAAACGCUCACGUAGCUCUGCUGCUUCAAGUAAGGCUGCAACCACAACACUGCCGUGUUUUCAUACCUGGCCUCUCGUAGUUUACGGUUUGGAGACGCCGCUCCACGGAUAACAUCUCCGCUUCAAUUGUGUUAGUGCGAAAUGUAGGUUCUAGUAGCGUCUCGGGUGUUUGCAGUGAAGGUUCAGCCAGAAUUGUCUAAAUAAUCCCAUUUUUUUAUCAGGAUGGUUGUUGGGCUAACACAGUCAGCCGGUGUAUUCCAUCCUGUGUGAGUGCGAUGUUAAGGAAAAAGUUUCAAGUACAACGGAUUGUACAGCGGGACAAUGACGUGACAAACGUUCUGAAACCCAUUCCCAUGUGGAUGGCUGGGUCAGGACAGUGAUCACGAUAUUCUCUUAUUUGGACAAAAUUUCGCAUGCGGGCAAAUCGUCGCAGUCCGUGACUACGCUACCCUCAGCAUGCUCGCCAACGAUGACUCAGUGCAGUGUGUUGCCAAGCGAGGGUUUCAAAAACGUACUUUUGGUACAUGCGCCUAUUGCAGAGUUGUGAAUGACGCUGCUGUCUUAGCCGGAAAACAAGCAAGGCAUGAGAGCUCCAGUGUAUAUGUGAGUUCAGGAAACCCUUCCUCAUAGCAUUCCGAACAGACUAUCUUUGUA